AUGCGCCGCUCCGGGUCUCGUAGUCGCUAUUCCACUUCCACGUCAGCUCGAAGCGCCAGCAAUGAGCGUGACCGUGUGUUCGAUACUCUGCAGCGUCGCCUAGCGUCUCAGACCUUAAACGACUGCACCUCCGAGGCAGACAGUGACUACGAAGAGAAACGCAGUGUACCGGAGUCUGUAGCGGCAGCACCGACGACUGCUCUUUGCCGCUUCUUCGUGCUGGGUAAGUGUCGCUAUGGCAGUCGCUGCACCUUCUCGCAUUCACUACCCGCGCAGGUGAGCGAGUGCGCCUCAGAUGAGACCGAGGGACUAUCGGCGGCAGCGGCGCUGGUGGAUUGUCCGUUCUUCCUGCGCGGUAACUGCAAGUACGGCGAGCACUGCCGACUCAGACACAAUCCAGCCAUGCUGCCAGGGGCUGCCGUUGCAGCUUCGGCUCGCUCAGCUCCUAGAGUAGGGAGAUUUCCUGUCUCAAACAACUCUGAUGUCCACGCAGCCUCUGCUACUCGCGAGGAUAACCAACAAGACUUCACGUGCGGCAUCUGUUUCGACGAUAUCGUCCAGUCCGGCAAGCAUUUUGGCCUCUUACACUGUGAUCACUGCUUCUGUUUGGAUUGCCUGCGCUCGUGGCGUCAGUCGAAGGAUAUGGAGCUGGAGGUGAUUCGUGCAUGUCCAGCAUGCCGCCUGCCGAGCGACUUUAUCGUUCCCUCGCUCAUAUUCGUGACUGGUGAAGAGAAACAAAAGGUUAUUGAGGCGUACAAAAGCCAUUUGGCUCUGCGUGAAUGCAAGUACUUUAACGGCCUCUUCGGAAGCUGUCCGUUCGGUCCACGCUGCUUCUACGCGCACCGCGACUCUGAAGGUCGUGACGUGAAGCACUUGGAUCGCCCCAAACGAUCGACCAAGCCGCGACGUGGCCGAAAUGGUCGCCAAGGCGGAGACGCAGCGCUGCAGUCAUUGCUACAGCAAUACAGCCACCUGUUUCGCUUCUUUGAAGUUGCGGAUUGGGACGAUUUCGAUCUGGUCGGUAGCUUGUACGACUCGGAUGACUCGGAUGACGACUGGUUUUCAGACGACGACUAUGACACAUAA
Molecule: messenger RNA, 1086 nt
Organism: Phytophthora nicotianae INRA-310
Lineage: Eukaryota; Oomycota; Peronosporomycetes; Peronosporales; Peronosporaceae
Exons: 4
Coding region: 1-1086 (361 amino acids)
Biological process (GO): protein polyubiquitination
Molecular function (GO): ubiquitin protein ligase activity; metal ion binding
Source: RefSeq, a predicted model, not a curated record